Gadus chalcogrammus (walleye pollock) is the source of this 3638-nucleotide messenger RNA. RefSeq names its product glutamate receptor, ionotropic, delta 2 (Grid2) interacting protein, b (gene grid2ipb). Bases 1 to 3630 code for a protein of 1209 amino acids. Gene Ontology annotation, molecular function: protein binding. NCBI's taxonomy places the organism in Eukaryota, Metazoa, Chordata, Actinopteri, Gadiformes, Gadidae. The transcript is spliced from 22 exons. The record is from RefSeq and is a predicted model, not a curated record.
AUGUUCGGCAGGAUCUUCAUCCCCAAGAAGCACCGCCAGCGCUUCGACCAGGCCGUCUCCCAGAACCUCAUCCAGCGCAUGUGCCGCAGCAAGAGCAUCAGCGAGCCGCAGGGACGCCUGCGCCGCAGCCGCAGCGAGGACCACCCCGACCGCCACCGCGGCUCCAAGAGGGCCAGCUCCGUCCCCCGCGAACCCGCUGAGCACGUGAGGGAGAGGGGAGCCAGGAAGUCUGUGAUAUCAGUGCAUCCAGGGCCGGGAGCCAAUCAGAGGACUUUGCGUGUCUACCGGGGGAAGAAGAGCUUUGGUUUCACCCUGCGUGGUCAUGCUCCCGUCAGCAUCGACUCUGUUAUCCCAGACAGCCCGGCUCAGGAAUGCGGCCUGAAGCCAGGAGAUCGCAUCCUCUUCCUCAACGGGCUGGACAUGAGGAACUGCUCCCAUGAGAAGGUGGUGUCCAUGCUGCAGGGCAGCGGGGCCAUGCCCACCCUAGUGGUGGAGGACGGCCCCGCUGACUACUGCUACUCGGACCACAGCGACCCCGAGGACUCCGGGGGCUCCAUGCUGGCCCCCACUGCCGUGCCACGCUCCAGUUCCCCGGCCCUCAGCUCUCUGCAGUGGGUAGCGGAGAUCCUGCCCCCCAGCAUCAAGGUGCACGGCCGCACCUUCAGCCAGCAGCUGGACCACCUUCUGACGGUCCAGGAGCGCUACGCCGUCUGCAAGGCCCUGGAGACGUUCUUCCAGCACAGGAACGUGGACACCCUGAUCGUCGACGUGUUCCCGGUGCUGGACACCCCGGCCAAGCAGCUCAUCUGGCAGUUCAUCUACCAGCUGCUGACCUACGAGGAGCAGGAGCGCUGCCAGAGCAAGAUCUCACGCUUCCUGGGCUUCAAGAGCGCAGCGGCGGUGGAGCCUGAGCCUGUGCUGACGGAGCACCACCGUAGGAGCAGCUCAGUGCGUGUACGCAGCACGUCGUACCGCAGCAGCAUGCAGGAGAGGAGCUCCGACGACUGCAUCAUCGGGACCCACCUGGGGAUGGGGAUUCAUGUCGAAGCGCCCGACAGCCCCGAGGAGAGGGAGUGCGGAGACGGGACCUCGUUCCCAGAGUCCCCCGACAUGAAAAACAUGUCAGGCCUGUACACGGAGCUGGGCAACGUGUACGCCGCCAAGAGCGCCUCGCCCCCGCACGCCGCCGCCCCCCCCUCGCCAGCCCCGGAGGGGCGGGGCCAGGCCGAGCCCUACCGAGGGCGUUCGCUCUCCCCCCUCACCCUCCCCCCGCUGACAGGGAGCCACACCAAGUCGGGCCUGUCCCUGUCCUGGAAGGAGCCCCUGCCCACGCCCGUGUACGAGCUGUACCACCAGGGCAGCCAGGAGUCCAACCCCUACGUCAGCCUGGAGAGCCCCCCCGCCUCCCCCCACCCCUCCAACGGCAGCAGCGGGGGCCUCAGCCCGCUGGGCCGCCGCAAGAAGCUCUUCACCUUCUCCCGGCCGCCGCGCAGCCGCGACACCGACAAGUUCCUGGACGCGCUGAGCGAGCAGCUGGGCCACCGCGUCACCCUGGUGGACGAGGGCCUGCCCCCCGCCGCCGACAACGACUACGAGGAGAUGAGCUACCAGGAGGAGCAGGAGCCGUGCUUGGCGCCGCGCCAGCUGAGCAGCGACGGCAGCGACGGCCGCAGCAGCAGCGACGACAUCACCUCCUUCUCCUCGGGCUCCGAGCCCAUCCCCCCGCCCCCCUCCCAGAGCCCCCCGCCGCCGCCCUCCUUCGCGUCCCCCAUCCCGCCGCCCUUCCAGUUCACCGACCCGCACCCGACCGUGCGCUUCUCCCCGGAGCACAUCCCCCGCGCCCGCAUGGCCUUCCACCCCCAGCACCCCAUCAUCCCGCCGCCGCCGCCGCCCCCCAGGCUGCUGCUGUCGGGACGGCCCCGGCUCCACCAGGCCCCGCCCCCCAGGGAGGAGGAGGAGGAGCCGCCGCCGCCGGGCAUGACCCACGACCCCCAGCGGUUCCAGGGCACCUUCGCCCGGAUCCCGCGCUCGGGGACCCAGACGCUGGCGGGCCGGCGGUCCCAGCCGUCCACCCGGACCCCCCACCUGCCGCGGCAGAUCAGCACGCCCCAGCCCCUGAGGCAGCCCUCGCCCCAGCCCUCGCCCCAGGUGCUGAGGCCCAGCCACCUGGUGCUGCAGCGGCACCACCAGCUGCACCACCAGCACAGCUACCAGGGCCCGCUGCCGCCCUCGGCCCAGGAGCCCGCCCCCCCCCACACCCAGAGCCACUCUCUGGGCCGCAGCCCCGCCACCGCCCACACCACCCGCACCACCCUGCUCACCCACAAGAGCUACGACGCCCCCCUGAUGGAGCUGCCCCCACAGAGGGUAGCCCCUCCCCCACCCCCCCCCCUGCCCCCCCUGCCCCCCUGCGAGCCCCCUCCCCUGCCCAGGGCCAGCCCCACCCCCUCAGAGUCCAACCACAUGAGCGUCAAAAGGCUGCGCUGGGAGCAGGUGGAGAAGUCUGAGGGCACCAUCUGGGGACAGCUUGGAGAGGACUCAGACUACGACAAGCUGAGUGACAUGGUGAAGUACUUGGACCUGGAGCUGCACUUUGGGACUCAGCGCAGAUCCAUGUCCCCCCCAGAGCCCACCUUCCUGCCUGAGAACUUUAAAAAGAAGGACGUGGUGGAGAUCCUGUCCCAUAAGAAGGCCUACAACGCCUCCAUCCUGAUCGCCCACCUGAAACUGUCCCCAGCCGAGCUCCGCCAGGUGCUGAUGACGGUGACCACGGAGCGUCUGGAGCCCGCCCACAUCAAGCAGCUGCUGCUGUACGCGCCCGACGAGGAGGAGGUGAAGCGCUACCGGCAGUUCGACCAGGACCCCACCAAGCUCAGCGAGCCCGACCAGUUCAUCUUCCAGAUGUUGAUGGUGCCAGAGUACAAGACGCGCCUGCGGAGCCUCCACUUUAAGACCACCCUAGCGGAGAAGACUGAGGAGAUCAAGGUGGCCUAUGAGUACAUCUACAAGGCCUCCACUGAGCUGAGGACCAGCAGGAAACUGGCCAAGAUCCUGGAGUUUGUGCUGGCAAUGGGGAACUACCUGAACAAUGGCCAGCCCAAGAACAGCCGUACCACAGGCUUCAAGAUCAUCUUCCUCACAGAGCUGAGUACGACCAAGACGGUGGACGGUAAAUCGACGUUUCUUCACAUCCUGGCCAAAUCUCUCUGCGAACACUUUCCAGAACUGCUCAACUUUGACAGAGACCUCACAACAGUGCCUCUGGCAGCCAAAGUCAAUCAGAGGGCGGUCACAUCGGAGCUGGUUGACCUCCACUCCACCAUACAGGACAUACGGACCGCCUGCGCAAAGAUCCCUGCCACCUCCGAGGACCACUUCGCCUCUGUCAUGAGCAGCUUCCUGGAGAACAGCCAUCCUGCGGUGCAGUCCCUGGACGCGCUGCAGCACCGCGCCAUGGAGGAGUUCUCCAAGGUGGCCUCCUACUUCGGGGAGGAGAGCAAGGCGACCAGCACCGAGGUCUUCUUCGGCAUCUUCACAGAGUUCAUGUCCAAGUUUGAGCGAGCCCUGGGCGAGACCAAGGCGUCCGAGAACCCCCGCAGCCCCCGGCUGGUCUCCCCUCUGGCGUGGUAGGAACCCCC